UGUGAACUUAUGAAUCAAGGCAUCUUGGCCCUGGUCAGCUCCAUUGGCUGCACGUCAGCAGGGUCCCUCCAGUCUUUGGCAGAUGCCAUGCACAUUCCCCACCUAUUCAUUCAGCGCUCAACAGCUGGGACCCCAAGAAGUGGCUGUGGCCUCACCAGGAGCAACAGGAAUGAUGAUUAUACUCUCUCGGUUCGUCCACCUGUCUACUUGAAUGAGGUUAUCCUAAGAGUGGUCACAGAGUAUGCCUGGCAGAAAUUCAUUAUAUUCUAUGACAGUGAAUAUGAUAUCCGUGGAAUACAAGAGUUUUUGGACAAAGUGUCUCAGCAAGGAAUGGACGUUGCACUUCAAAAGGUAGAAAACAACAUCAAUAAAAUGAUCACCACUCUCUUUGAUACCAUGAGGAUAGAGGAAUUGAAUCGCUAUCGAGACACUCUUAGGAGAGCCAUCCUUGUUAUGAAUCCUGCCACAGCCAAGUCCUUCAUUAGUGAGGUUGUGGAAACGAAUUUGGUUGCUUUUGACUGUCACUGGAUCAUUAUAAAUGAGGAAAUAAACGAUGUUGAUGUACAGGAACUUGUAAGAAGGUCAAUUGGAAGGCUAACGAUUAUUCGGCAGACAUUUCCAGUCCCCCAGAAUAUAAGUCAGCGAUGUUUCCGUGGCAACCAUCGAAUAUCUUCAACAUUGUGUGAUCCAAAGGAUCCAUUUGCUCAGAACAUGGAGGUAUACUCUAAAUGCCUGGGCAUUUCUACCAGCGUGCUUUGUUGUAAAGAGUGCUUUUAGAGUUGCAUUGGAUUCAGAAUUAUAUUCUGUAUCAUUUCUGCAUGAUUCUCUUCUUCUAUCAUUUUAAUAACUCUGAUAGGGAGAGAGUGCUAAAAUCUAUAUCUUUGAUUUUUUUGUUCCUAUUAUAGAAAAAAUAUCUUGCUUAAUAAAAAUAUAGUAAAUAAAGAUUCUUUCCUUCUAAACAGGUAGAUCCACAACAUUUCCCAUGGUAGAAUUUGUUCCUGAUACUCCUACUAUCUCAUUCCAAAUUAUUAAGCUAAUACAUUUGCUUGAUUUUUUUGGUAUAA
Messenger RNA from Urocitellus parryii (Arctic ground squirrel), 1064 nucleotides. The record is from RefSeq and is a predicted model, not a curated record. Lineage: Eukaryota; Metazoa; Chordata; Mammalia; Rodentia; Sciuridae.